Petromyzon marinus (sea lamprey) is the source of this 1688-nucleotide messenger RNA. RefSeq names its product CUGBP Elav-like family member 3. The record is from RefSeq and is a predicted model, not a curated record. Gene Ontology annotation, molecular function: RNA binding. NCBI's taxonomy places the organism in Eukaryota, Metazoa, Chordata, Hyperoartia, Petromyzontiformes, Petromyzontidae.
AGAGCGAGCGAGGGAGAGAAGAAUCGAGAGAGGGAGACACAGGGGGGAGAGCGAGAGAGAGAGAGAGAAGGAAGGGAGAGCGGCGGUGGAGAGUGGGGGAGUCGGGCUGCCGGUGGCGAGGCCGCCUCUUCCUUCAGUCACGGAGCGCAGCGCCGACAUGUCCACUCUCACGAACGGCGCGCAGCUGCAUCACCAGCCGCUCGACGCCGAGCGGGACGGAGGAGGAGGUGGAGGAGGAGGUGGACCCAGGGACGCGCACCCGGGCGCCAUGAAACUGUUCGUGGGGCAGAUCCCGCGCCACCUGCACGAGCGCGACCUCGCUCCGCUCUUCGAGGAGUUCGGCCGCAUCCGCGAGCUGACGGUUCUCAAGGACCGCGUCACGGGCACGCACAAAGGCUGCGCCUUCCUCACGUACUGUGCGCGCGAAUCGGCGCUCAAGGCUCAGAGCGCCCUGCAUGAGCAGAAGACCCUGCCGGGGAUGACACGGCCUAUUCAGGUGAAACCAGCCGACUGCGAGAGCCGGGGAGCAGACAGGAAGCUGUUCGUGGGCAUGCUGGGAAAACAGCAGACCGAGGAGGACGUGGCACGGCUCUUCCAGCCGUUCGGCAACAUGGAGGAGUGCACGGUGCUGCGCGGACCGGACGGCGCCAGCAAGGGAUGUGCAUUUGUGAAGUUCUCUUCGCACGCCGAGGCCCAAUCGGCAAUCACCGCCCUGCACGGCAGCACCACCCUGCCGGGCGCCUCCUCGAGCCUGGUGGUUAAGUUUGCCGACUCGGAGCGCGAGCGCACGGUGCGGCGCAUGCAGCAGGUGGCCGGGCAGGUGGGCAUGCUGGCGCCCGUCGCCGUGCACCUGUCCCCCUACGCCGCGUACACGCAGGCGUUGAUGCACCAGCAGGCGGCGUUGAUGUCGGCGCUGGCGCACGGGGCGUACGUGACGCCAGUGGCGUUCGUGCCCGCGCCGGUGCCCGCGCACAUGCAGCACGGCGCCAGCCUGGGCCUCAACAUCCUGGGCACCAGCGCCCUGACGCCGUCGCCCGGAGGCAGCUCCCCCCCAGCCAUGGCAGCCCCCCCAGCCCCUCCUCUCCCGACCCCUAUGGGGGUCAACGGGUUCGCCCUGCCCCUCCCCCCUCCGUCCAGCGGGCAGGUGGUGGGGGAGCACGUGUACCCCAAUGGAUACCACCCCUACCCAGUCUCCAGUCCAAGUAAUUCGGACCCUAUGCAGCAGGCGUACGCGGGGAUGCACCAAUACACGGCGGCGUACCCGGCCGCGUACACCCCCGUGGGACAGAUGGUGCCGCCGCCGCAGCCGAUGGUGCUGCACCAGCGCGAGGGUGAGGGCCCCGAGGGAUGUAACCUCUUCAUCUACCACCUGCCGCAGGAGCUCGGGGACGUGGAGCUCACGCAGAUGUUCGCCGCUUUCGGGAACGUCAUCUCCUCCAAGGUGUUUGUGGACCGAGCUACCAACCAGAGCAAGUGCUUCGGUUUUGUGAGUUUUGACAACGCUGGCUCGGCGCAGGCCGCGAUCCAGGCCAUGAACGGCUUCCAGGUCGGCACCAAGCGGCUCAAGGUGCAGCUCAAACGGCCCAAGGACGCGAGCCGCCCCUACUGAUCGCCGCCACACCGCGUCGGCCGACGCAGGCCCGGUCUGGCCUCUUCGGCCUUGGCGAGGUGGUGGCGGUGGUCCGGGG